This is a messenger RNA of Prosopis cineraria, 936 nucleotides long. Its product is annotated as dehydration-responsive element-binding protein 1E-like. Lineage: Eukaryota; Viridiplantae; Streptophyta; Magnoliopsida; Fabales; Fabaceae. The record is from RefSeq and is a predicted model, not a curated record. Bases 296 to 676 code for a protein of 126 amino acids. The transcript has a single exon. Gene Ontology annotation, molecular function: DNA-binding transcription factor activity.
UCAACACUCACCUACUCACUGCUUUCUCACAUCUCAUCCAAAUCUGAUGAAUUUUUUCAGACAAGACAUACUCGAUUCUUCUUCUUCAGAGGGAAGCUCGUUGAGCGGCAACGAGCCGAUGUUGUUAUUGGCGUCGGAGAGACCCAAUAAGCGAGCGGGAAGGAGGGUUUUCAGGGAGACGACGCAUCCCGUGUACAGAGGAGUGCGACGGAGGAACAACGGCGAGUAGGUUUGCGAGGCUCGUGUGCCGAAUGAUAAGACAAGGAUUUGGCUUGGAACAUAUUCCACGGCGGAGAUGGCCGCUCGUGCUCAUGAUGUGACGGCAAUGGCUCUCCAUGGGAAGUCGACUUGCCUUAAUUUCGCUGACUCGUCUUGGCGGUUGCCUCUGCCGGAAUCAACCAAUUCGGCUGAGAUUAGGCGCGUGGCCGCUCUCGCUGCUCAGGAAUUCGGCCGGCGUAGUAGUACUGAUGAUGUUGAAGUUUGCAGCAGUUGCAGUAAUGCAACGGUCGACGACGAAGUCAUUGGAGACGCGUCGCCGUCGAAUAUUUUGCAGGAUUACUGUGAAGAAGAAGAGCCUUACAUGAUCAAACUCCGGCUGCGUCGACGGAGUUUGACGAGCUCCGUCAUUUGCUCUUCACUAUGGCGGAGGAGCCUCUCCGAUCGACACCCUCUUUGAGACCAUAUGGUUGGAGUUGGAAUGACGGGGAGGUUGAAACUGAGGUCUCACUGUGGCGGUAUUGAGAGCUCGAGGCGCUGCUCGUAGGAAUUACUGUAACAUGUUAGUUUGUGACUGGCGCACACAUGUAUAUGGAUUUGCAUCAUUACCUUGAUUUUUUUUUUUUUUUUUUUUUUGCCCCUGGAAAGUGAAACCAAAGUUAUUUGUUAUUUACUCCGUCGCUGGUGAGGGACCCAAAAAAAUUAAUUUGUGAGGGCAAA